Molecule: messenger RNA, 2355 nt
Organism: Puma concolor (puma)
Lineage: Eukaryota; Metazoa; Chordata; Mammalia; Carnivora; Felidae
Source: RefSeq, a predicted model, not a curated record
AUGGCUGCGACGCACGCACAGCGCAGCACCCGAGAGAUCUUCGCCACGCUGGAGUACGGACCCGUGCCUGAGAGCCACGCAUGCGCAUUGGCCUGGCUGGACACCCAAGACCGGCACUUGGGUCACUAUGUAAAUGGAAAGUGGCUGAAGCCGGAACACAGGAAUUCAGUACCUUGCCGGGAUCCUAUCACAGGAGAGAACUUGGCCAGUUGCCCCCAGGCACAGGCUGAGGAUGUGGCGGCAGCCGUGGAGGCAGCAAGGACUGCGUGGGAGAACUGGGGCGGACUCCCUGGAGCCUCUCGGGCCCAGUACCUGACCAGGCUGGCCAAGAUGAUCCAGAAGCACCAGCGGCUACUUUGGACCCUGGAGUCCCUGGUGACCGGGCGAGCCGUUCGAGAGGUUCGAGACAGGGAUAUCCCACUGGCCCAGCAGCUACUCCAAUGCCAUGCAGUCCAGGCAUACACCCAGGAGGAGACGCUGGCAGGCUGGGAGCCCAUGGGAGUGAUUGGUCUCAUCUUGUCACCCACGUUCUCCUUCCUUGAGAUGAUGUGGAGGAUUUGCCCUGCCUUGGCUGUGGGGUGCACUGUGGUGGUGCUGGUGCCCCCAGGCUCUCCAACACCCCUCCUCCUGGCCCAGCUGGCAGGGGAACUAGGCUCCUUCCCAGGAAUCCUCAACGUGAUCAACGGCCCUGCCUCCCUGGGCCCCAUCCUGGCCUCCCAGCCUGGAGUCCAGAAGGUGACCUUCUGUGGAGCCGUUGAGGAAGGACGUGUCCUUCGGCGGACCCUGGCGGGUCAGGGUGCUGAGCUGGGCCUGGCACUGGGGGCCGAGUCGCUGCUGGUGCUGACGGAGGCAGCGGACGUGGACUCGGCCGUGGAGGGCGUCGUGGAUGCAGCCUGGUCCGACCGCAGCGCGGGGGGACUCCGGCUCCUCAUCCAGGAGUCCGUAUGGGACGAGACGAUGAGGCGGCUUCAGGAGCGCAUGGCACGGCUUCGGGGCGGUCGAGGGUUGGACGGCGCUGUGGACAUGGGGGCUCGAGGGGCUGCCGCACACGACCUGGCCCAGCGCUACGUGCGCGAGGCCCAGAGUCAGGGCGCACAGGUGAGCAAGGCGUACAGACCCCUGGCGCCAGGGGAAGAGGGACCUGGAAACCCAACUCCUGGUCUUGAGGUCUCCAUUCCACUCUCUGUGGGUCUCUGGGUCUCUCUCCACCCUGCCCCUCCGACCAUUUACCCCCUGCAACCUUCUGUUCUUGCUGAUGUCCUCCUCUCCCCGGACAGGCUCCGGGUGGGCACAGUCUGGAUCAACGCCCACGGCCUUAGACACCCCGAAGUGCCCACAGGUGGCUGCAAGGAGAGUGGGUCUUCCUGGCACGGGGGCCCAGACGGUCUGUAUGAGUAUCUGCGGCCCUCCGGGACCCCUGCCCGGCUGCCUUCCCUUUCUGAGAAUCUGAACUAUGACACCUUUGGCCUUGCUGUCCCCCUGACCCUACCAUCUGGGCCUGAAAUAGGACCCAGCCCAGCAGCCCCCUAUGGGCUCUUCAUCGGGGGCCGUUUCCAAGCUCCUGGGGCCCAGAGCUCCAGACGCAUCCAGGAUUCGAAAGGCAAUCUCCAUGCCUACGUGGCUGAGGGCGGAGCCAAGGAUAUCCGAGGUGCCGUGGAGGCCGCUCACCAGGCUGCCCCUGGCUGGGUGAGCCAGCCACCAGGAGCCCGGGCGUCCCUGCUGUGGGCCCUGGCAUCUGCACUGGAGCGCCGGGAGCCUGCCCUCGCCUCGGCGCUGGAGAGGCACGGAGUGGAGCUCAAGACCGCCAAGGUGGAGGUGGAGCUUAGCGCGAGGCGACUGCGGGCGUGGGGGGCCCGCGCCCAGGCCCAAGGCCACCUCUUGCAGGUGGCAGAGCUGAGAGGCCCUGUGCUCCGGCUGCGGGAGCCGCUGGGCGUGCUGGCUAUCGUGUGCCCUGAUGAGUGGCCCCUGCUUGCCUUUGUGUCCCUGCUGGCCGCCGCCCUGGCCCAUGGCAACACCGUGGUCUUGGUGCCCAGCGGGGUCUGCCCCAUCCCCGCGUUGGAGGUCUGCCAGGAUAUGGCCACCUUGUUGCCAGCGGGCCUGGUGAAUGUGGUGACUGGAGACCGGGACCACCUGACCCGCUGCCUGGCCUUGCACCAGGACGUCCAGGCCCUGUGGUAUUUCGGAUCUGCCCAGGGCUCCCAGUUUGUGGAGUGGGCCUCAGCAGGAAACCUGAAGCCGGUGUGGGUGAACAGGGGCCGCCCUCGGGCCUGGGAUCAGGAAGCCCAGGGAGCAGGCCCAGAGCUGGGGCUGCGGGCAGCACGGACCAAGGCCCUGUGGCUGCCCAUGGGCGACUGA